Molecule: messenger RNA, 2524 nt
Organism: Pimephales promelas (fathead minnow)
Lineage: Eukaryota; Metazoa; Chordata; Actinopteri; Cypriniformes; Leuciscidae
Gene: fez1
Product: fasciculation and elongation protein zeta 1 (zygin I)
Cellular component (GO): cytoplasm; axon
Source: RefSeq, a predicted model, not a curated record
CGUAGCAAUGCGCAGGCUCCGUGGAACAGGAGAGGAUGGCUGCUGCCUAAUGAUCAGAGAACAACACUCAGCGCCUCGGCUGGCUUAGACAAGACGCCGUGGACUAGAGCAGCGUGCUGUGAGCGGCCAUCACGACACAGUGCUUACGUGUGAGUGAUGGGAAUGAACGUGUCCGGUGUUGUUUCAUCCCGACCAGGAUUUGCUGAUGGUGUUUUCGCUCUGACUGUAUUGGAAUAGCGGUUCUUUCUACCCAGAUCUACAAGAAGAGAUUCUCUUGCAGGGAUUGUUGCAGUGCCGACCUCCACGCGAUCAAGAGGGCAUCAGGAUGGAGGCCCCUCUGGUGUGCCUGGAUGAGGAAUUCGAGGAUCUGCGGCCCUGCAAGAUGGAGGAGCUGGAAUCAGAGCAUCCUCCACGCCGGCCUCACAAAACAAUCCCCCUGGCCCCGCUGUGCCGUGAAGACUUCUCAGAGUUAGAGAACUUCUCCGAGAUGAUGAGCUUCAAGUCCAUGGAGGACCUGGUCAAUGAAUUUGACGAGAAGCUGAAUGUGUGCUUCCAUAAUUACAACACCAAGACAGAAGGCCUGGCACCCGUACGGAACCAAUCUCACGCCGAGGAGGAUGAGGAGAGGCUUCAAGAUGAAGAUGUGUGGGAUGCUCUGACUGACAACUACAUCCCCUCCUCUGUGUCCAGCUGGGACGACCCCGCCUCAGAAACACUGAAUGGCAACCUCUCAGAUCAAGAGAUACAUGAAAAAGAUGAGGAUGAGAUGAACGAGAAGAAUGAAAAUGCCAAUUGUCUGCGUGAUGAACCUCUAAUUACAGCUGAUCAGGUGAUUGAGGAGAUUGUGGAGAUGAUGGAAAACUCACCAGAUCCUGGAGAGACAGAGGAAGAGGAGGACGAUGAUAUCGGGGUCUCUUCCUCUCAAAGCAACCCCUCCUUACUGGAGGAGAUCCGCAUGCUGUCUCAGGCCUCCAACAACAACUGCUCUUAUGAAGGUCUGAGGCUGAUGCCGAGCUCGGCGCUGCUUGACAUCUUGUGUCGGGUGGAGGCGGCAAUACGAGAGUAUUCGGAGGAACUGGUGACUCAGCUGGCCCGGAGGGACGAGCUGGAGUUCGAGAAAGAGGUGAAGAACACCUUCAUCACUGCUCUAAUGGAGGUCCAGAACAGACAGAAGGAGCAAAGGGAGCUGAGCAAGCGCAGGCGUAAGGACAAGGCCAUGAGUCUACAAGGAUCUACCCGCUCCGAGAAGAUUGGGAGCAUGCCUGCGAAGCGCUUCAGCAUGGAGGGUCUGUCCAACAUCCUGCAGACAGGGAUCAGACAGACCUUUGGGUCCUCAGGGACAGAAAAACAGUACCUAAACACAGUCAUCCCAUAUGAGAAAAAAGUGACUCCUCCAUCUGUCGACGACUUGCAAAUGCUCACAAAAAUUCUGUACGCCAUGAAAGAAGACAGUGAGAAGGUCCCGACCCUCCUGACUGACUAUAUAUUAAAAGUUCUGUGUCCUACCUAAAGUCUUGAGCGUGAUCUGCUGUUGGUGAGACUGUGGAGAGACCAGGUGUCUUCGUGUCUCCUCUCUCAGUUCUCCAUCCCGGCUGCAUGAGCUCCCUUACCCAUUAUCAGCGAGGGACCCUGAACAUCUAACCAUCCUUCUCUUGCUUAUCUGAUGACCUUUGACCUUGCUCAUCUCACUGCCCUUCCUGUAUUCACAUAUCCACGACGUUCAUACCACAGCGCCUGGUGCUUUACAUGUUUUCUACUAUGUACGUUACUUCAGGCCAAAAGCCAUAUGGAACGUGUAAGCGUAACAGGUGACCUAUAAUCGGUUUAACUCUACGAUCAGGUACUAUUUUUAUUUUGGAAAGAUAUGCAUAACAUACGACAUUUUACUUGAUAAUUCACAUCCGUUCUGAACACAGGUGACGAUGAGAAGGGCAUUAUUCACAAUCUUCUGAAGGCGCAGGUGCAUUGAUUUCGAGAGCACAUUUGAAAAAUAAUCCAUCCAGACAUUCUGCUUUUUGCCGUUUUAGUAUUGUGGCUUAAUUUCAGCGGCGGUUGGUUGAAGAUACAGCAUGUUUUAGUGUUCUACAUUAAUGCCAAGUUAUAGGGAGAAACCUUGUGACUCUUCUUUUUUUUCAUCCUAUGUAUGAAUUAAUUCUAGUUCUACAUAAUGUGGUUUCUUUGAUGAUCCAUUUAUCUAAUAAAACUUUUUUUUAAUUAACUUUAACUUUCACUCAUGACUUGUGCUUCUUUAUAUAUUUCUUAUUUACUAAGGGGCAUGGAGGAAUGUGAAGUAUUGCUGAGUUACAGUUCCAAUAAAUGUCAAACCCUGUAAAAAACUGAAUGACUGAUUCAUUGUAAUACCGCAACAAUCCACUAGAGGUCAGUCAUACGCAGAUGAUCGACAACAGGAGGAUUUUUGCUAACAAGUGUUGGUUUGUUAACCCUAAAAAACAGGUGACAUCAAAACUGCUGAUAAUACCAUUAGCCUAAGUUACUCAUUAUAAAAAAUAAAAUAAAAAGUUUC